Messenger RNA from Mytilus trossulus (common blue mussel), 3611 nucleotides. RefSeq names its product F-box/LRR-repeat protein 16-like. The record is from RefSeq and is a predicted model, not a curated record. The coding region runs from base 396 to 1811 and encodes 471 amino acids. Gene Ontology annotation, molecular function: protein binding. The transcript has 3 exons. Gene Ontology annotation, biological process: SCF-dependent proteasomal ubiquitin-dependent protein catabolic process. Gene Ontology annotation, cellular component: SCF ubiquitin ligase complex. Lineage: Eukaryota; Metazoa; Mollusca; Bivalvia; Mytilida; Mytilidae.
UUCAUAUAGUAAUGCAUCCUUCAUGGCUAAUAUAACCAUCAUCCAUUAGAAUAUCGAUCCAUCGAGUUUUAACAUCGAUCCCACGCUAGCCUCAAGUGAAGCGAUCCAAGUCGUCAGUUAUCAUACUGGAACAAAGACUUCACGUUCAAAAAUAAGGAAAUAUUCUUACAGUGGAGUAAUGAUUGGAAAAAUUGUUUAUUCUGACUUUUAUAGAACCUUAUCAGUUUUCAUCUAUUUUCGUCCGUGAGUAAUGAUUUUAUAAUAUCUGUUUCCUACAAAAUGGACUUAUAAAUAACCAUUGAUCGGUUAAUUUGUAUUGGUAGAAUCUAUGAAUAUGGAAUAAUGACAGUAAAUGUUAAUUUCUUAUUUAUAUUCAAUCGGAAAUUAAAUUCAAAAUGUCAACGAUUCGAAAAGCAUACAUGGAAUUAUCGAAUGGAAUCCGAGGAUUACGAUUCAGCAAGGAACAACAACAGACGACAACGCAUGUCUCAACAAAUCAUAUUUCAAUUUCAACGACACGUGAAACAUCAAUUAAUAUAAAUAAACAUGUUUCAAACGGAAGUUCUGCGAUGAGUGCUCGUGUGGUCCGUUCCCCAAAGCCACUCAUAGCACGAAAAAUCAGAAGUCUUUUUGGACGGCACCAACCUGAUACUAUCCACGAAUUGUUCAUGGAUGACAGAUUUUUAUCGAAGUUUUUCUACUAUUUUUCUGCUGAAGAACGAGGCAUGCUGUCUCGAGUUUGUCACACUUGGAAAAAUAUACUUUACCAUCCAAAGUACUGGGAAAAUGUAAUGCCUGUCAUUAUUCUGCGUAAUCUUGGUAAAACAGAGGAAUUUAAACGAUUGUUUUAUGAGAGUUUGCAAAUUAGAUGUUUUGAUUCGAUUUGCUUUUUUGGCGCAAUAGACGAAGAAAUUGCUGAUUUUAUUAACCAUUGUGCGAUAUUCAAAAAGCAAAUCAGGUUUAUAUGUUUACGAAAUUCUAAUAUAACUGAUGUCGGUCUUGAAAUUUUGUGUAAGAAAAUUCCAUGUCUUUAUAAGUUAGAACUGAACGGAUGUAACGAACUAACAGAAACGGGUAUGUGGUCAUGUCUUAACCCUAAAAUCGUGUCCUUAUCCAUUAAAGAUUGCAUAAAUGUUGCAGACGACACAAUUGGGGCUAUUGCUCAGCUACUUCCGGCGCUUUAUGAACUGAACAUACAGGCUUAUCAUGUGACUGACACUGCCUUAGCUUUUUUUAGUACAAAACAGAGCUAUUCUCUCAGUGUUCUCAGACUUCAGUCUUGUUGGGAAGUUACAAACCAUGGGGUUGUGAAUAUCGUACAUUCUCUUCCAAAUCUAGCUGUUCUAAGUUUAUCAGGGUGUAGUAAGGUAACAGACGAUGGAAUAGAACUUAUUACCGAAAAUCUUCGGAAGUUAAGAUCCUUAGACCUGUCAUGGUGUCCUCGGAUUACAGAUUCCUCACUAGAAUAUAUUGCUUGUGAUCUGAGUCAACUCGAACAACUGACCCUUGAUAGAUGUUCCCACGUGACAGAUAUAGGUGUCGGAUAUUUGUCAACCAUGACAUCUUUACAGAAACUCUACUUACGUUGGUGCACUCAAGUUCGGGAUUUUGGUCUUCAGCAUAUUUACACAAUGAAGAAUUUACGGGUACUUUCAUUAGCAGGUUGUACAUUAGUUUCCAGCCAGGGUCUUUGUGGACUGACACAACUUAAACAUCUAGAAGAAUUAGAACUGACCAAUUGUCCAAGUGCUACAAAGGAGAUUUUUCUGUAUCUAAAAGAAAACAUGCGCGGAUGUCUGGUUCUUGAUUAGAUUUAUCUUCUGCAAAAAAGUCUGGAUAUUGUUUCCUGAAAGAUUCCAGUAUAUAAGUGUAAAAUUGAUUAAUUCCUGGAAUAGGACGAAGAGGCUUAGAUGAUUGUGACACUUAUUCAAAAAUAUUGCAUUUAAAUGUAAAGAAUUCCAUUAAAGUAAAUCUUUGAUGGUUCUUUUUAACUUAAUUUGUUGGAAUUGUUCAUUCGGACUUUAACAUGUUUAAACCAAUAAUCUCUCACUUAUUACGAUUUUCUUACAAUAGUGUAUACUUCAAUUAAUCUAAUGAGGAAAUCCAGAAACUGACGUUUACUUAAUUAUUAUCUCAUAUUUUAAUACAAUUUUCGCAGCUUUAAUUUAAAAAAAACGUCACAAAGACCGAUUUUGGGCAGGGCAUCCUAAAAAUAAACUGGUAUUUGAACAUAUACUAGCAGAUAUGAUAUUUGUAUGAUUUAUAUAUGUACUUUUGUAUCUGAUUUUUCACGUUCUUGGUAAAGUGCAUCCAAAUAAAGUAAAGUUAAUACACGACCUUCACAUUUGACCUAAGAAGCCGUUUACUAAAAAAACGAGUUCCAAUUAAGGGACAAUAACUGUUAGAGGUGCUUCGCAAUGUUUUCAUAUAUGACAAUCAUUCCUGAAAAAUAAAUAUGACCUUAACCUUUAAAGUCAGAAUCUUUCUCGUGCAUGAACUAUAUGACCUUAACCUUUAAAGUCAGAAACUGUCUCGUGCAUGGAAGGUGAAAGUUUGAACACAUGUGUGACCUUUUUAUCCCCUCUCGGCAAUGUUGUGAAGUUUGGCAUCCAUUUCGAGCCUAUGCGUUUGUUUGUGAGUUCGCGCGUGUAAAACAAUUUCAUUGUAAUUGACCUAGCAUCUUCUCUUUUCUCCCUAUUCCAUUUCUUUGUCAUAAAAUGUAUUAGCAUUAUUUUGACGUCAAACGUCAAACUUGACAAAAUGACGUUUGAAAUUAUAAUUUAUAGCGUGAAUAGUCACAUAGAGAUCUUACGUCUUCCUGUCAAUCUAGACCUAAUAUUGUUCAAACUUUGCAAUCGCUUAAAACCAAUUUAAUUUAGAGGGUAUAAAUGGUCAAUGUCACCACAAAAUCUAUGAUUUAAUAAACAUUGGCCAUGUACUUUGUAAUGGAAAUAAAGUUGAGGGCCCUCAUGGGGUUUUUGAUUAUGUGAUUACUUGGCCGUUUUUUUAAUGAUUAUUUGAAUAUUAAGCCAAAUAUUUCAUGAUUAUUUGAUUACCUAGGACUGUAUUUUUAGUUUAUGAUUAUUUGAUUACUAAAGAUAAGCAAAUAUUUAAUGAUUAUGUGAUUAUAUUGGCAAAAAAAUGGUGAUUAUCUGAUUACUAGGACCCCCCCCCCCCCCCCCAUGAGGGGCCUCAAAGUUGAAAGAGGCUAGAUACGUAAAUGAAAGUACAUAAUCAUUAAUGAGUAAUCAUAUAUGCUUAGCGUUCAUGUUAGAACUUUCCCUAGCUUUAAAAAAAAACCUUAAAUACAAAUAUAGCGUCUGGUUGGGCGGGGACUCUCUUUCCGUUCUUUUGUGUGUUUUUCUCUAUCCCUUGUAUUUCAGCUUUCUGUGUUCUCCAAUCUUUAUAUUUUAGUACCUCGUAUUCUAUGUCUUUUAUAUUUUAGCACCCCAUUUAUUCCUUGUAUAAUCUUUAUAAGUUAUUCUGUAAACCCCAUCUCAGGCAACCCCUUUUUCAUCAUGUGACUACAGCCAGUUUUUUGUAUUAAAAUUUGUUACCAUACUCAUAUAUAUUUCAUAUGUAUUGUCAUAAUAAAAAACAGGCUGACCUUC